Funneliformis geosporum is the source of this 429-nucleotide messenger RNA. The record is from the annotation of a GenBank genome assembly. NCBI's taxonomy places the organism in Eukaryota, Fungi, Glomeromycota, Glomeromycetes, Glomerales, Glomeraceae.
GCAGCUCAGUUUAUUGCAAAAGGUCAUAAAGUUGCGAGGGUUGACCAAAUGGAAACAGCACUAGGUAAAGAGAUGCGUGAAAAAGUGAUCAAGAAAAAGGAAGAAAAAGUUAUAAGACGUCAAUUAACUUCUAUCAUUACCAUCAGAAUACUUGUAGAUGGUGAACUGUUGACUAAUGAAAUGUCAACUUAUUGCAUAUCAAUUAAAGAGUCUUGUCCAACUGAAAAUGAUCCACCUGCUUAUGGCAUAUGUUUUGUUGAUACAGCGACUGGCGAAUUUAAUCUCGUGAAAGAUGACAACGAUGAUGAAACGAUAAAAAAUAGUAAUAAUGGAUAUGACUCAGAAAUUUGGCCUGAAGCCAUUAAAGCAGCUAAUAAUAGGCCUUUGAUGUUGUUCGCAUUAGGUGGACUAAUUUGGUAUUUACAUUCG